AUGAAAUGUAUCUGUUAAAUUAUUAUUUAAUAGAAAAAACUAAGAAGAAAAAAAAUAUUUAAUUUGAGGAUGAGAAAAAGUAACUUAAAAUGAAAUUACCUAGAAGAAUGGAUGGAUUAGAUAUUUUAAUUGAUUGA
Paramecium sonneborni is the source of this 137-nucleotide messenger RNA. The record is from the annotation of a GenBank genome assembly. Lineage: Eukaryota; Ciliophora; Oligohymenophorea; Peniculida; Parameciidae.